Asterias rubens (European starfish) is the source of this 2193-nucleotide messenger RNA. RefSeq names its product zinc finger protein OZF-like. Bases 231 to 1958 code for a protein of 575 amino acids. Gene Ontology annotation, biological process: regulation of transcription by RNA polymerase II. Lineage: Eukaryota; Metazoa; Echinodermata; Asteroidea; Forcipulatida; Asteriidae. The record is from RefSeq and is a predicted model, not a curated record. Gene Ontology annotation, cellular component: nucleus. The transcript has 2 exons. Gene Ontology annotation, molecular function: DNA-binding transcription factor activity, RNA polymerase II-specific; RNA polymerase II transcription regulatory region sequence-specific DNA binding.
CUGAAUUCGUGCUCUCGCUGACGCUGGGGUUUUGAACGCAGAAAAUAACCUGAAGUUCCUGAUUAUUAAGGCACCAUUGCCUGCCACCAGAGAAUCCACACUGGAGAAAAACCCCUUUGUUUGAGACAGUUGUGGAAGUAAAUUCUUGGUAAGAGAAGACAUUUUGUGACCCAGUAUUUGGAGCAACCUACUGAGAGAAAGUUAAACUGGAAAUACACACCUGGAAGUCAAUGAAAGAAUUUGUCUUUGACAUUUAUAAUAAAUGUUUCCCACUUGAAUGCAGAAUGACAGAGCACCAAAGAGUCAACACAGAAGAGACACCGUUUAUUUGUGACGUUUGUGGAAAAGCUUGUAAAUAUAAAUCAAAAUUAGCAGUCCAUCAACGUGUUCACACUUUAGAGAAACCAUUUGCCUGUGACAUUUGUGGGACAACCUUUUCACGUAAAACCGGCCUUACCAGCCACCUGAGAGUUCACACUGGAGAGAAACCAUUUGUUUGUGAAAUUUGUGGGAAAGCAUUUUCUCAUCAAUUCACACUAACUAGCCAUCAGAGAGUCCACACUGGAGAGAAACCAUUUGCCUGUGUCAUUUGUGGGACAACCUUUUCACGUAAAACCAGCCUUACCAGCCACCUGAGAGUCCACACUGGAGAUAAACCAUUUGCUUGUGACAUUUGUGGAAAAGCUUUCUCACAUAAGCAUCGCCUGACUUCCCAUCAAUUAGUCCACACUGGAGAGAAACCAUUCAUUUGUGACAUUUGUGGCAAAGCAUUUUCUCAUCAACGCACACUUACUAGCCAUCAGAGAGUCAACACUGAAGAUAAAUCAUUUGUUUGUGACAUUUGUGGGAAAGUAUUUUCUCAAAAGAGCAACUUCAUUAGUCACCAGAGAAUUCAUACAGGAGAGAAACCAUUCAUUUGUGACAUUUGUGGCAAAGCAUUUUCUCAUCAACGCACACUUACUAGUCAUCAGAGAGUCCACACUAGAGAGAAAUCAUUUGUUUGUGACAUUUGUGGAAAAGUGUUUUCUCAUAAAAGCAGUCUAAAUAGUCACCAGAGAAUUCACACUGGAGAGAAGCCAUUUGUUUGUGACAUUUGUGGGAAAGUAUUUUCUCAAAAGGCCUACUUCAAUAGUCACCAUAGAAUUCACACUGGAGAGAAGCCUUUUGUUUGUGACAUUUGUGGAAAAGCCUUUUCACAUAAAAGCAGUUUGACUUACCAUAAUAGAGUCCACACUGGAGAGAAACCAUUUUUUUGUGACAUUUGUGGGAAAGUAUUUUCUCGCCAAUGCACACUUACUAGCCAUAAGCGUGUUCACACUGGAGAGAAAUCAUUUGUUUGUGACAUUUGUGGAAAAGCGUUUUCUCAUAAAAGCAGUCUGACUGACCAUAACAGAGUCCACACUGGAGAGAAACAAUGUGUUUGUGACAUUUGUGGGAAAGAAUUUUCUCAAAAGAUAAAUUUGAUUUGUCACCAGAGAAUUCACACUGGAGAGAAGCCAUUUGUUUGUGACAUUUGUGGAAAAGCCUUUUCACGUAAACAUCAUAUGACCACCCAUAAGCGUGUCCACACUGGAGAUAAAUCAUUUUUUUGUGACAGUUGUGGGAUAGCAUUUUCUAAUAAAAGCCGUCUUACUAGUCACCAGAGAGGUCACACUGGAGAGAAAUCAUUUGUUUGUGACAUUUGUGGAAGAGCCUUUUCACAUAAACAUCAUAUGACAGCCCAUAAGCGUGUUCACACUGGAGAGAAAUCAUUUUUGUGUGAAAUUUGUGGAAAAGCGUUUUCUAGUAAAGGCAAUCUAACUAGUCACCAGAGAAUUCACACUGGAGAGAAACCAUUUGUUUGUGACGUUUGUGGGAAAGCGUUUUCUCAAAAGACCUACUUCAAUAGUCACCAGAGAAUUCACACUGGGGAGAAGCCAUUUGUUUGUGAUAUGUCAGCAUCAAAUGACAGACCAUAAGCGUGUCUACACUGGAGAGGAAUAUUAAUUUGUGACAUUUGUGGACAACUUGUUCUCAUCAAUGUGCACUAACUCGCCACGAGUGAGUCCACAUUGGAGAUAAAUUGUUUGUUUGUGACAUUUCUGGAAAAGCCUGUAAUUGUAAAUCAAAAUUUAGCAGUUCACAGUCUACCCGCUCGACUUAAAGUCACCUGGAAAUAGAAUUUUUUUCUUUCAAACAUAAGAGUAUAUGCUU